AUGUCACCUACAAAGACUCCCACCUGUACACAGGCUCCCACCUGCACAAAGGCUUCCACCUGUACACAGGCUCCCACCUGUACAAAGGCUUCCACCUGUAAACAGGCUCCCACCUGUGCAAAGGCUUCCACCUGUACAGAGGCUUCCACCUCUACACAGACUCCCACCUGCGCAAAGGUUUCCACCCAAAACAAAGACUCCCAUAUGCACAAAGGCUUCCACCUGGACAGAGGUGUCCACCUGUACAAAGGCUUCCACCUGUACACAGACUUCCGCCUGUACAAAGGCUCCCACCUGUACAACGGCUCUCACCUACAGGCUCCCAACUGCACAAAUGCUUUCACCUGCUGCUGGAGUGGUGAUUUCUGUGAUGUAUUCUACUGUCGAUUUUUUCCUCUCCAGGCUAACACAGACAUUUUGGUGGGGGUAAAAGCUGACAUGGGUCAGCCCACUGCUGAUAGGCCUAAUCAGGGCCGACUGGAAUUCUUUGUGGACUGCUCAGCAAACGCCACUCCCGAGUUUGAAGGCUGAGGUGGGGAAGAAUUAGCCACAGAAAUCAGCAACACGCUAGCACGAGCGUAUGACACAGCCACAAGCUUAGACCUGAACUCUUUAGUAAUUAUUCCAGGGCAGCAGUGUUGGGUCCUGUACGUGGAUAUCGUGUUACUGGAAUGUGGUGGGAAUCUCUUUGACGCAGUUUCAAUAGCCGUAAAAGCUGCCUUAUAUAACACUAAAAUCCCUAAUGUGACUGUAUCUGAGGAAGAAGGGCACACAGAACUGGAGAUCUGUGAUGAUCCAUACGAUGUCAAACGUCUGAAUGUUGUCUCCUCCCCUGUUCUCAUCACACUCAGUAAGAUUGGGAACUGCCAUUUGGUAGAUGCCAGUCAGAAGGAAGAGUCGUGCUGUCUGGCCAGAGUUAUAAUGGGAAUAACAGACAAAGGUACAGUGACAGCCCUAAAGAAGGAAGGAUCAGGAAGCCUACACCCUGAUAGUGUCUUGGAUAUGAUGGAGUCUGGAAAGCGGGUUGGACAGGCAUUAAACAAGAGAUUAUUGGAAGUUUUGAAAGACGAAGAGAAACUAGGCAGCAAGAAACACACCAUGGGUUUUUUGAAGUGACCCGACAUUUGUCAGAAUAGGACUAGACAUCUUAUGUAAGGAGACUUGGAAAACAAUUGCCCUAUGAUGAUGGGGCAGUGAAAUGCCAUGAAUUCGUGUGUUGGCCCGUCAUGGACAUGCUUGUUGGAGGGGAUGAAAAUGCCAGACUAACAGCAAGACAAGAUGCAGGGAUCAUUUGACAUGCCAAUAGCAGUCAGAAUUUAAAGGCAGUGAUUCCAUGCCCCCGCUAAUGAAUGAGAAUGUAUGGGUAGUUCUACAGUUCAAUUUACUCCAAAGGCAGAUAUAAACUUCCUUUGUCUAAUGACUAACUACUACCAGUCAUUAACUCAUUCAUUCUUCAGACAAUUUGCCCCAUAUUAGUCAUGUCAAAGACAUGUACAAUAAAAUGGACUU
Liolophura sinensis is the source of this 1509-nucleotide messenger RNA. RefSeq names its product exosome complex component RRP42-like. Gene Ontology annotation, molecular function: mRNA 3'-UTR AU-rich region binding. The record is from RefSeq and is a predicted model, not a curated record. Gene Ontology annotation, cellular component: nuclear exosome (RNase complex); cytoplasmic exosome (RNase complex). The transcript is spliced from 8 exons. Gene Ontology annotation, biological process: U5 snRNA 3'-end processing; exonucleolytic trimming to generate mature 3'-end of 5.8S rRNA from tricistronic rRNA transcript (SSU-rRNA, 5.8S rRNA, LSU-rRNA); U1 snRNA 3'-end processing. Lineage: Eukaryota; Metazoa; Mollusca; Polyplacophora; Chitonida; Chitonidae.